UUGAACUGUUAAAAGAAUUUAUUGAAUUUUCUGACAAUAUUAAUAAGACGGGCAGAUCACGAAUGAAAUAUUUGACUUCAUUCACAAAAUAAGUUAUUUUUAGUAAAAUGGAAAAGAAACCGGUGACAUAUACAAUUCCAGAUAGCCUUUGUUACAGUGCGGGAAUAACAGGCUCUUGGAUAUCGGCUAAUACAAUUGGAGCCCAUGCUUUUAAACCAGUUAGGUUUAAUCACAGAGACGCUCCCAGUCAAUAUGCCCAACGACCAACGUUAAUUCACCAUAUACGCCCAGAAAUUGUUAUAUUUGACCCAAUCCUUCGAAAAUUAGUGAAUGAAGCUAACGGAAUAUUUUUAAGAGUCCAACAAAUUAACGAAACUGAAAAAUCAACAAAUAAAACAUGGCUAAAUUUAAGCCAUCAAUACCGGUCUAUUAUACGUGCAUGUUUAGAAAAUUUACAAGAAGUUGAAGAAAGCAAUGAAAAAUAUUCAAGUUAUCUUACGAUAUUUUUUGCUGUGGAAUGUGUUUGGCAUUUGUGUGAAAUUUUAUACAUUGAUCAAAUACCUGGCGAUGUUGUUUUGAAUCCACUGUUAGAAUGGAUAAGAUUUCAUUUUCCAGAACAUGAGCGAAAUGCAACGAAUUUACUUAGUGGUUCGUUGAUCAGCGGUGCUGAAGCGCAUCCUAAAUAUUGGGAUACAGUAAUUGGAGUAUUUAUGCAGGGGAGAAUCGAUAUUGUUCGUGCUUUAUUAAAAUUACAUACGGCUUCGGACAGCGUACCAUUUAAAAUCGCAGACAAUGUUUUACGAAUAAUGCCAUUAUAUAAUGUUUAUGGAGGAUUAUCGGCGAAUGAUUUUCAAACCCGUUGGAAACAUUGGCAAAUGGAUACACAAACCAAAAUAGACUCAAAAUCAUUUACAACUCAAAAAAAUUUAGAAUUAAUGAUGAAGUUAUCUGUAGGCGACAAAGCUAUGUGGGAAUCAGAAGGUAUGGCACGAUGUGAUACGUGGUAUGAAUUUUUAGCAUCCUAUUUAUUAUAUAGUGAACCAUUUGUAAGGCGGUCACAUUUAGGCCCGUUAGCCACUAAAUGCUACGAUUCCUGGCCUACUACCAAUAAGCAUUUGGAUCAAACUUUAUUGGCAAUUAUGCAACAAGAUUUACAUCAGGUAAUUCAUGAAAUACAACAAAUGUCAGAAAAUGGAUGGUUUGCUGCACAUAUAACAGAUUUAUUAUACCAUUGCGGAGCACUUUCGGAUCUCGAUAGUCAAAAGAAAAUAAAUUCACAUGCUUUACGAAAUUCUCUAAUUCAUGAUUAUGGCGUGAUUCUAAUGAGUCAUCAUUCACUGUGGCAAAUUGGAGCAGAUUAUUUAUCUCAUAGUAACGAACCAGGAAUACGUCGUCUAGAAUUACUUUUGGAGAGAGUGCCUUUCAAAUCAGAAGGGCGCGCUUUAAAAAUCAUUCAAGUUGCUCAAAAAUAUGGAUUUCCACAUAUUGUUAAUAGUAUUUGUAAGCAACAAGCGAUGUUGAUGAAACGGAGAAACCGUCCAGGUCACGCAUUAGGUUGGGCAUUAAAGUCAAAAGAUUCCGUGUUAGCAGGUCAAUUAGCAGAUGGCUUGUUAAAAGAAUACAGCGAAAAUGGAACAUUAGUUUCAACUGAUUUAUUAGAUUCUUUAGGCGCAUCAAUGUUAAUUAGCGAUCGACUAAUAUUUUUAGGAAAAUAUUUUGAAUUUCACAAAGAAUACAAAUCAAGAAAUUUCAAAGAAGCUGCAAAUUUAUUGAUUUUGCUUCUAUCUUCAAAGUUAACACCAAAAUAUUUUUGGGGAGUAUUAUUCGCAGAUGCACUUCCAUUAUUAGAAUGUGAUGAUACUGUAUUAAAUUCAAAUGAUACUUAUGAAUUUUUACAUUGUAUCGAACAAAACUGUUCAGAUCCAAAAUAUUCUGAUCAGAUCGAAUUAAUACGACUUGCAGCUGCUCGAAAUCUAGCUCGCGCUCUGGUUCAUGAAAUACAAAGUACUGCCUCUUUAUAAUAAAAAAAACAUUAUUUUUAAAUAUAGUUAAAGAAUUAUU
Molecule: messenger RNA, 2061 nt
Organism: Chrysoperla carnea
Lineage: Eukaryota; Metazoa; Arthropoda; Insecta; Neuroptera; Chrysopidae
Gene: Nup75
Product: nuclear pore complex protein Nup75
Exons: 9
Coding region: 108-2021 (637 amino acids)
Biological process (GO): mRNA export from nucleus; positive regulation of DNA-templated transcription; protein import into nucleus
Cellular component (GO): nuclear pore outer ring
Molecular function (GO): structural constituent of nuclear pore
Source: RefSeq, a predicted model, not a curated record